Amyelois transitella is the source of this 7067-nucleotide messenger RNA. RefSeq names its product eukaryotic translation initiation factor 4E transporter. Gene Ontology annotation, biological process: negative regulation of translation. Gene Ontology annotation, molecular function: mRNA binding. The transcript is spliced from 25 exons. The coding region runs from base 386 to 3145 and encodes 919 amino acids. Lineage: Eukaryota; Metazoa; Arthropoda; Insecta; Lepidoptera; Pyralidae. Gene Ontology annotation, cellular component: nucleus; cytoplasm. The record is from RefSeq and is a predicted model, not a curated record.
UUGAUCUUGGUCGUAUCAUAUACGCUCAAAAGCAUAUGGCGGACGUUUUAUAUAUUUUUGCAUCGAAAACUGAUAAAUUCUUUUAGUUAUGAGUAUCUUGUGACCGCUAGAGCGUAUUUGUUAAAUUUAGAUGAUAAACGAUAGUUUUUAAUGUGUAAAUAAGUUUAUUAUACCUUGAGUCCUGUAAUUAUUGUAUUUUCGUGCGUGGACGUUUUGAUCCGUAUUGAAAAACGAAAAGUCUGUGAUAUAAACAAUACUUAGGUGAUAGAAUAAUUUCCUGAACACAUUUGUAAAUAUUGUAAAGAUAUUUUAGAGUUUUAACAAAGUUAAUAUAUUGAGAGAAGACUGAAAAAAUUGUGUGCUUGAUCUGCGAGUUUUGCUAGCUAUGUCAGCUGUGAACUUAUUAUCGUCUUUGAAAGAGAAACCUAGCGACGAUAGCCUGAAGGAUGGCUCUAUUAUUGAAGGUCACGAUGAGUCCAUAUCGGCGAGCGGGGGCGGCGACCCGGCUGUGCUCGCGAUGGGCCCCGCCCGCCGACCGCUCACCUACACGCGGGACGAGCUGAUGCGCCUGCGCAACUCGCCGCUCGUCAAGAAGGGGCUCGAGAACGCGUUCGUCGGCUGCGAAGCUUUGGCCCUCGUGCUGAAGAGACGUUCCGAUUCGCCGAACGAAGACGACCGAGGUGCGAGAGGGGACGCCCCUAACGAAAACCAUAAGGGCGUGUACGGGCGCGACCGCGAGCGGCGGUCGGCGGACCCGCGGGAGCGCGUGCGCAAGGAGAGCGAGACCGGCGCGGGCGGCGUCGGCAUCGUGCUGUCUCCGCAACGCAGGUCGUUCACGUCGGGCUGCGGCGCGCCGACGGCGGCGGCGCCCCCCGCGCCCCCGCACGUGGCGCGCACGCGGCCCGAGUCCCCGCUGGCCGCCGCGCCCGCCGCCGCCGCGCCCGCCGCCAAGACCGACCAGGCGGGCGCCGGCCGCCGCAUCGGCUCCGGCCGCAUCAUGGUGCGCGACGUGCCGGCCGACUCGUGGGGCGACGAGCGCGACUACCGCGCGGAGCCCUACCGCCCGCCGCACAGCCGCGGCGGCGACGCCCGCCCCGCCAACGACAGAUACGACCGCCGCUCGUUCAGCCGAGACUCCUACUCCUCUGACAUCAAGAGGGAGAGGGACGAUAGAUUCAACAACGAGAAGGGCCGAGACAGAGAGGACAACCGCAGAUCUGGUGGUCGCUUCUCUCAACGUCGAUUUGAGAAAGAAGAUGAACCCGAAUGGUUUAGUGGAGGGCCCACAUCUCAGCUGGAGACGAUAGAGCUGCGCGGCUUCGACGAACCCACCAAGAAGGCCAGCCAGCCGCCCGCCAAAGAAGAGAAAUGGAAUGGGUCCCGGGCCCGGGCGGACACCUCGUCGCCGGAGACGUCCAGCAACAGUAACGCCAGCGGCAGCACUGCGCCGGCGGCGGACAACAACGAGAAAGAGGCCGUUGUCGAGAAUAAGCCGGAAGAGGGCGUGACUGGUGAUCAGCAAGACUUCAAUUUGGACGACUUCCUCAAAUUCGACACCAUUCCUGACGUGCUCACGAACGGGAGCGGUGAGUCGGAGCGAGGCAGCCGCUUCAGCCGCUGGUUCCGCCGCGAGAGCCCCACCAACGAGGGCAGACAUUACGAGAGGCUGUUGCAUAAUAUUAUGGACGAGGCGGAGAGCGCGCCCCGCUCGCCGCCGCACGCGUUCGCGCCGAUCUCGCCCGCGCGCCCGCCCUCGCUGCUGCAGCUGCUGCGACAGCACGACGCGCCCUCUGCCGGAUCUAACGCGAGUGGCAACGCCAUGGGCGGGAAAAUCCACAGCUUGGAAGAGCUCGAGGCCCGACUGAGGCCGCAGCACGCGCCGCCGACACACGAACACGAUCUGUCUGCUUUUAAGCGACUGCUGGCGCAGGUGUCGGGCGGGCACGCGGUCCCCGCCGACCAGCCCAGGCCGCCGCCGCAGCCGCUCAGCAUCAUGCAGAUGUUGAACAAGAGUGUGGAACAACAGCAGAAGUCUCAACAGCAGCCGCAGAUCCCGUCGGAGCUCCUUUACAAGCUCCUGCAGGUCCAGCGUCAGCAACAACAGCAGCAGCAACAACAGCAACAACAACAACAACAGCAGCAGCAACAACAACAACAAUCAGUUGACAUGGGCAUCCACAGCGCUGACAGGGAACUGCUGCAGAGGCCCGAGGCGCAGGCCAUUGUUCACGGUCUGAAAGCUGGCGAGAUAACUGUUCAGCAUCUGAUCCAGCAGCUCGGCAACCCGGGGCUGCAGAGCAGGCACAGGGAGGUGCUGCAGACCAUCCUCAGGAUACAUCAGCAGCAGCAGCAGAGACAGCAACUGGCGAGCUCCCCGCUGCCGCCGGGCGUGGGCGCGGCGCCCCACCUGGUGGUGCCUCCGCAUCAUCAGCCGCUCCGACUCUCGCCUUUACCGCAUCCAGGUGUACCCGGGCGGAUCCCGUCGCCCCGCGAGCUAGUUGCGCACACGCAGUCCAUAAUGCAGGGCGCGCUCAUCAAAAAGAAGCUGGAGGAGCAGAAGGAGAACUACCGCCGGCGGCACGAGAUGCAGAGCAAGCAGCCCACGCCCAUCUCCUUCACACCCACCUCGGUGCUUCGUAAGAUGACGGCUGAGAAGGAAUGCGAAGCGCCGCUUCCGAAGCAACAGCAGCAAUGGGCGCAUAAAGUGCCUCAAGGCAGGCCCAUUGUCAAGGGCAACCAAAGCGGCGCUCCACCGAUGGGCUACCCCUCCACACCGGACUACCAGCCGCAGUAUCUCAACCAGCAGCAGCAAAUGGUGGGUGGUGUUCGUCCGUUCCCUACACAUCCUCAACAGAGACAACAAGUACCUAAUUCGUACAACAACAUGAACAACAUGCGCGGCAUGGCCGGAGGCACCACGUUGCACCAACUCCUUGUCCAGUCGCAUCAGAGGUCCCUAAAUGAAAUGGGCGCCGGAGGAGCCGGCGUGGGCGGCGGCGACAACCAACUCGCGCGGUGGUUCUCCCCGGAGCUGCUGGCGCGGGCCUCCGCCGGCAAGCUGCCCUCGGUGCACGUGCCCAACGCGCUGUCGCUGGAGGACCUCGAGCGGCACCACCACUCGCCGGCGCCGCCCGUGCGCAACUGAACGCCGAGUGUGUUUGUGUGUCAAGUGAAGUGCAGUGCAGUGGUGGGGAUGACUAGUGUUGUUCUGCGGCAGUACGAUGUUUUGAAGUUUGUACAAUCGCGUUAAUGUUCACGGGUUCAUGAUUCGAUGGGAUAAAACUGUUUUAAGUGAAUAGGUUUGUUCGAUCGUUGAGCGAUGAGAGAUUAGCGAAAACAAUGGAUAAAUUGCAGUUUUAGUAGAAAUUUUUGUUUAUGAUGUCAUAUCGAAUCGAGUCAGCGAGGCUAAAGCUCCGGUUUAAAAAUAAAAUUGAGCUGCAAUUAAAACUACUUUGAACUAUUUAAUUGUUGAAUUUAAUACUAACGCUAUUGUACGAAGCUUGGACAAUGGUUUACUCUGUGAUUGUUAUAUGGUGUGUUUGGUGGCAUUUGCAAAUGUGAAAUUAUUGGUUUGAGAAGCUGCAUGGGUACAUCACUCUUUCGAAGAUUUCUGGUAAUAAAAUAUUUUGAAAAUUUACUUAUGCAGCAGGGAGAAUAAUAACAUACUUCACUAUCAAUGAAAGGAACGUAUAUUUUCUGUGAUGACCUGUGAACAUAGUAUUUAUUGUUGUUCAUCAUUUAAAACAUGUUAAAUAUAUGCAGUGCAUAAUAAUACUCAUAUCAAACACUUAAAAAGGAAUAAAAAAUAAACAAUCCACUAGAAAUUGUACCUGGAUUAAAAAAGAAAAAAAAACAUCAUCUGUUGCAAGUGUCACCUUUUUACAGUGUUGUAUGAAAAAAAAUAUGAACCAGUUUUAUCAUAGUAAAGAGAUCUCAAGCAAUUAGCAUUUUCGAAAGAGAGAUUUACAAAUUGUGAAUUGACACUGGUCCGGUUAACGAUCAAAUAUUUUGGGUCCUCCUGCACGUAGUUGAAUAAAAUUUUUGAAGUAAAUAACAAAGGUCAUUCUAUAUUGAUAGUUUAUCAUCUUCCAUCAGAUACACACUCAUUUAUUUAUUAAUUAUGAACAGGCACAUCAACAGUAUAAUUACAAUAAAAGCUUUUAAAGAUUAAAUCUAAUUUGUUUUCGUAUAUAUGAUGAAUGCUUUCCAUCGCUACAAUCCUAUCUGAAAAUAUUGUUUUCCAUAUUGAGUGAUAAUCAUGUAGAGUAUUAAAAAACUCACAAUAAUAAUAUACUCAGCACAUUUAAAUCAAAAUUUAUUGUGAUAAUUAUCAUUUUUCUCAUUUAUAGCGAGUUUUCAUAAGUAAGUGACCACACUGUCUUAUAAAGGCUCACACUAGGCUGGAUGCUUACCAAGUGUUUGUACUAGGCGCUUACUAAUUGGCCAUUUUUAAGAGAACCCUGGAUACCGACUAACGAUUCUACUAUAGUGGGUUAUACACCUUGGUUAGUUAUUUGGUCUAUAGAGUUUUAUCAGGCAGAGUCCAAGGUUUUUAGUUCAACUAUGAAGUAAGACUUGAAAUAUUUGAUCCCAGUCAUUCCAAUUUGUAAUUAUGUAAAUAACAGAAUUGUACAGUGAGUUUAUUGGAUUACACAAAACUUCAGAGUGCACUCAUGAGUGGAACUUAAGGUCCAUAGGACUAAAUACCAGUGUUGUUUAUGAUAUCUGAUCAAUGAAAACGGUAUUGAAAUUUAUAAUGACUUCUAUAACCAAGUUAAGGAAGUAUUCAACUUUGUAACAUUCUUCUCACAUUCGGUGGCAUAAGACUUAUGACAAAAUCAUCAUCAAAUGUUCCAAACAUACUGAUGACUCUGUACCGCUUUCUCACAUCGAAAGUUAGUAAUAAAAAUCAUCCCUAUUUGUAUCAAAAUAAAAUUGGCCUUUUUACUUUUGUUUACUAAAUUCUAAAAUCAGAUGAAAUACUAUCCUAUUUGGGAUAUGUCAUAGAGAUUAACUGAGCUGUGUCACAUUAAGUUUUCGACAAUUAUUUCAUGUAUUUCUUAUUGAAAUACCUUUUUUGUGCAUGUCCAAUGAAACAGAAAGGGAAUAGUGAAAAGAUUUGAAUGCAUCUCAUCAUUGUCGAAACUUUUUGGUAUAAGGAACAUCAAACGCACCGCUCAAGUUAAAUAAGGCAUGUCUCACACUACAAAGAUACAAUAUUUUAAAUAAAAUCGCAAAUAAAUCAAUUGUACUUUUCAUUAUUAAAUGUAUUUAUUUUUUUGAUAUGUUAUGUGUGGUAUUGUGAUGCACUUCUUUGGACACAAUUCAUAGUUUUAGUGUAUGACGAUUUUCUUUAAAAAAUCUUGAGUGAUGAAUAAAAUGAAUUUAUUUUUUAAAAUUCUUGUAUGACAAAUUUAAAAAAAAAUAAAAUGAAAUAUUGUAUUUUGUUGUGUUUGCAUGCUUUACUAUUAUUUAAAAUGAAUAAUUUCAUUCCAAAAUAAUUGUUCUUUUCUAACCAAAUUUCUUGACAAAAUAACUUUUGAAAGGCUACCCUAAAUUGUUAACGGUGGAAAAAAUUAAAGAAAUGCUACUUAAAGUCCCGAUUAAAAUAUAAAUCCAGUGAACUAUUGAGGACUUAUUUAUAAUUGCGACUUGGUUUUUCUGGUUGUGUUCGUAAAAUAUUCAACAUGAAAAAAGAAAUACUCAGGUCUUUCGUCAAUAAACAUUUUAGCAUUAAAAUUAAAUAUUACCGAGGCGAAAGCACAUAGCAUAAAAAGACUUCAAAACCGCCUUCUAUGUUAAAUUUACGAACGCAACUUGCGUGGUCGCACUAAUUUAGUGACGUUUAAGGUAGAAGCUGAUGGCUGGACACUUUUUGAUGUAUUUCUUUGUAUGAUGAAGUAGGUUUUAGAGCCAAAAGCAUUUUGUAACUGUAUUAUUUGUCCCGUUCCGUCAGCUCCCUUUGUUAUUCUGACUUCGGAUUGGACAAUAUUCAUCUUGGGAUCCAUGCAACAUGAAAAUAAAUAAGGUUAAAAAUAUUAAUGUUCGAUGUUUCUUAUUAAAACCUAGAUAUUUUGCAAUAAACAUUGUUUAAUCAAAAUUAAAAGAACUUCUCCCGAGAUGAAUAAGAUAUGUAUACAUAGUUAACUUAUGGCAAGCGCUGGAAACGCGGCCCCUUUAUAAUCCUGUAAAAAUAAAAAAACAUACAACGAUCCCUGACUUAACCACGUCUAAGGCCUUCCCAAGUCGGACGGUUGAUAUUGAUAGCAGAAGAAUGCAUGUGUGAGUGAAUGGAGAGAAUAGUAUGCAUGUGUACGUCUAUUGGUUGUGUUUGUAAGCAUUUUUUGUUACUACGUCAUUUUCGUGAGAAGGGAAUAUUUACGUUGAAGAAAAAUAAUAAAGCAUGAGAGAUAUUUGUCAUUUUGUCAUGUGUCUAUACACUCAUCGUUAGGAUAUAGACAUUUUAUGUUGACCUUUUUAGUUUUCAAUCGCGUAAUUUUUUCGAACGACCAUUUUGGAAUUAGCACAAGUGUCAGACUUUAUCCAUUUGUGUUUGGGAUUCCUGAAUAUAUUUUUUUAAUGGAUUUUACGAUCGCCCCCGUGCGGGCCGGGUUUUUAAGCCGGACUGCGGCCAAGUCAAUUAUAAUUUGGUAGCAUCACCAGCGGACAAUAGCGUAGGGUUCCGACCGUCCAUCGCUGUAUCGGCUCAAUACAAAGCAAGCAAUACUCGUCAUAGCUCCCUUUAAUUCGAAAAUUGAGUAGACCAGAUCAUAAGUAACAGGAAAGCCCGCGUAGGGUUGGCGCGCAGGUUGUACGUCGGCGCGGCGGCGCAUCUGAUGCAGCCGAUCUCCGCGUAAGGAAUUCUUCUUGGGGUCAAAGUCUCUUACGUCGCAGGUCACUUAUUAAAAAUUUGAGAAUGUGGUUUGGGAGACUCGGGCCCCUGAGCGAGGCGCCGCUCCUGAGUGCGUUGCGUUUCGGAUCGGGAGGGCGCGGCCGCGUACUCGUAAAACGACAAGAAUGUGUCUCCUGUAAGCUUUAAAUUAUUGAUUAAAGAAAAUUUGAAAGUU